Molecule: messenger RNA, 1770 nt
Organism: Lactuca virosa
Lineage: Eukaryota; Viridiplantae; Streptophyta; Magnoliopsida; Asterales; Asteraceae
Source: the annotation of a GenBank genome assembly
AUGAGCUCACCAACCACCACCACCACCGAGGAGAUCGUCUUCAUUUUAUUUCGAUCAUCAAUUAACUUGCAGAUCCUUUCAUCGCGUUCAUUCUUAGAAGAAAAAGAUAUGGCUGAUCAAAAGCUAACAAGAAUAGGCCUUGCUGGUCUUGCUGUUAUGGGUCAAAACCUUGCCCUCAACAUCGCAGAAAAAGGGUUCCCAAUUUCUGUUUACAAUCGUAGUACAAACAAAGUUGAUGAAACUGUUGAGCGAGCUAAAAAAGAAGGCAACCUUCCACUUUACGGAUUCCAUGACCCCGAAUCAUUUGUCAAUUCCAUCCAAAAACCUCGUGUGAUCAUCAUGCUGGUCAAAGCCGGUGCCCCUGUUGACCAAACAAUCAAAACCUUAUCUCAAUACUUGGAAAAAGGCGAUUGCAUCAUCGAUGGUGGCAACGAAUGGUACGAAAACACCGAAAGAAGAGAAAAAGCCAUGGUGGAAUUAGGCCUUCUCUACCUCGGAAUGGGCGUUUCCGGUGGCGAAGAAGGCGCCAGAAACGGACCAUCCAUGAUGCCCGGUGGCUCAAUCGAAGCUUACAAAUACAUCGAAGACAUCGUGCUCAAAGUAGCCGCUCAAGUACCCGACAGUGGUCCAUGUGUCACAUACAUCGGGGAAGGCGGUUCCGGCAAUUUCGUCAAAAUGGUCCACAACGGAAUCGAGUAUGGCGACAUGCAGCUGAUUUCAGAAGCAUACGACGUGUUGAAAUCCGUUGGGAAACUCUCUAACGAGGAAUUACACAAAGUGUUCUCGGAAUGGAAUCAAGGGGAGCUUCAAAGCUUCUUGAUUGAAAUCACCGCAGACAUCUUCGGAAUCAAGGACGACAAGGGAGACGGAUAUCUAGUCGACAAAGUGUUGGAUAAAACAGGCAUGAAAGGGACCGGAAAAUGGACCGUCCAACAAGCGGCGGAUCUAUCAAUCGCUGCCCCCACAAUCGCUGCGUCUCUGGAUUCGCGAUUCCUGAGCGGAUUAAAAGACGAACGUGUCGAAGCUGCUAAGAUCUUUAAAUCUGGUGGGUUCGGUGAUAUUUUGGAGACUCAAAAUGUGGAUAAAGAAAAAUUGAUAAACGAUGUAAGGCAGGCUCUUUAUGCUGCUAAGAUAUGUAGUUACGCACAGGGGAUGAAUUUGAUACGUGCGAAAAGCAUUGAAAAGGGGUGGGGUUUGAAGCUGGGUGAGUUGGCUAGAAUCUGGAAAGGUGGGUGUAUUAUUCGAGCUAUAUUUUUGGACCGGAUCAAACAGGCGUAUGAUAGAAACUCUGAACUUGCCAACCUGUUGGUGGACCCUGAGUUUGCGAAAGAAAUGGUGGAGCGUCAGUCUGCUUGGAGGAGAGUUGUGUGUUUGGCUAUUAAUUCAGGGAUUAGUACUCCGGGUAUGUCUUCUAGCCUUGCGUAUUUUGAUACGUAUAGAAGGGAGAGGUUGCCUGCUAAUUUGGUGCAAGCUCAAAGAGAUUACUUUGGGGCCCACACCUACGAGAGGACUGAUGUCCCCGGUUCCUUUCACACCGAGUGGUUCAAACUCGCCAAGCAGAUAAAAAAAAACUAGGUUUUUUUCAGGUAAAAUCCAGUUUAUAAUAAUAAUAAUAAUUUUGUUUCCUCAUUCCCAGAAAUCCCUUUAGAUUUGUCUUGGGUGAGAGAGAGCUUUUGUUGUUGUGUUGUUUUGUUUUGUUAUUAUCUCUUGAACCAAAAUAAUUAAUAUUAUUUGGUAUGAUUUCUGUAAUAUUACUGCUAUUGAAAAUUU